AUGGCAACGAAAAGGUCCCUGUCAGGACCAGUCGAGAUCCUCGACGAAGGUACAAAUCUGCCAGAAGAAGAGGUGAUGAAUGAUUUGAGGAGAUAUACUCACCACAUGGCUGUCCACUUGAGUAAAACGGACAAGCGGUCUGCCGAGAAGUACCUACUGAACUGGAUAACUAUGACUUUCACGAAUAGGAAGAGACAGAAGCAGAUACCCGGUACUCAUGGUACAUCUCAAAUCUUUGCUGCCGUCGGCCACAUGGUCGUCGAGCUCAUGUUCUCGUUCAUCGGUCUUCACACCAGGACUGCCAUUACUCGCCGUUACUACCACCUAUGUCCACCGAAUCGGGACAAGGCAUAUGUUGGCAGAUCUGGGGAAACUGUCGCGCAGAAUCUGGGCCCGGAGGCCUGGCCGCGGGCACAUGCUCCCAUGCGAGCUCAUGCACCCUGA
Colletotrichum lupini is the source of this 444-nucleotide messenger RNA. RefSeq lists its product as uncharacterized. The record is from RefSeq and is a predicted model, not a curated record. The coding region runs from base 1 to 444 and encodes 147 amino acids. NCBI's taxonomy places the organism in Eukaryota, Fungi, Ascomycota, Sordariomycetes, Glomerellales, Glomerellaceae. The transcript is spliced from 3 exons.